Molecule: messenger RNA, 1503 nt
Organism: Gloeophyllum trabeum ATCC 11539
Lineage: Eukaryota; Fungi; Basidiomycota; Agaricomycetes; Gloeophyllales; Gloeophyllaceae
Exons: 9
Coding region: 1-1503 (500 amino acids)
Source: RefSeq, a predicted model, not a curated record
AUGUCCAUGUCGACGGUGUCCACGGACGGGCCCACCGCCCCUCGCAAACCGCGGACCAUCAUUCUUUGCUUCGACGGCACCUCGAAUCAGUACGACGGUGAUAACACGAAUGUCGUAAACUUCUUCUCUCUUCUCAAAAAGGACGACUUCGACGAGCAGCUGUGUUACUACCAGCCCGGCGUAGGAACGUACUUCAACCCAGGCGCCAUCUCCCCGCUCUUCCAAUGGGUCGCCAAAAUCGCAGACGAAGCGGUCGCGUGGUACCUCAACGAGCACGUCAUGGACGGCUAUCGCUUCCUCAUGUCCAACUACCGUGUCGGGGACAAAAUAUGCUUGUUCGGCUUCUCCAGGGGCGCAUAUACCGCCCGCGCGCUCGCAGGGAUGCUCCACAAAGUCGGGCUCCUACCGAAGGACAACGACGCGCAGGUCCCCUUCGCGUACAAGCUCUACUCGCGCACGGACAAGACCGGGCUCGAAUUGUGCCAAGGCUUCAAGCGCAUGUUCUGCCAGAACGUCCAGGUCGAGUUCGUCGGAGUUUGGGAUACGGUUGCGAGUGUGGGGGUAAUCAUGGGCAAGACCCUGCCCUUCACGACGUCGAAUACGACUAUCAAGACCUUCCGGCAUGCCCUGUCUCUCGACGAGCACCGCGCAAAAUUCCGCCCAAACCUCUACCACCGCCCCGCGCCGGACGACAAAGCCGCGUCCAAAGACCCGGAGCACGCCAGCCCACCAAUGAGCACCGCCGCGACCUUCGCGUCCGCCGCGAGUUUGCUGGACGGAAAGCGGACGGCCGGGGUCAAGCUCAAGAGACUGUUCUCUGCGUCGGGUAAGAAGAAGCAACAGGCGAAGGGGCAGAAUGAUGGGGCGGUGAAAGAAGGUGAUGUGGGUGAUACCGCUGAGAGGGGAGAUGCGGAUUCUGCCGCGAGGAAGAACGAGAGGAGCGAGGUACAGGUAAGGGAAGAUGGCCCGGGAGAUGCGGCAUUCCUGUCGCCCGACGACCCUGCUGCGCCCGACCUGCCCAGGGCGAACAGCCAGGACGUCAUCUCUGGUGGGACAGAUGUCAAGGAGGUCUGGUUCUCCGGGUGUCACAGCGAUGUGGGCGGCGGCGCCGUGCCCAACUCGACCGCACACAGCCUCGGGGACAUCACGCUGCGCUGGAUGGUUCGCGAGGUGACAAUCUCGCAGUGUGGGAUCCUGUUCGAGGAGGCUGCGCUGAAGAGGCUGAACAUACCCGAAUAUGGGCUGACACCGAUCCACGACGAGCUGGGGUGGAAGGGCAAGUGGGCGUGGUGGCUGUUGGAGAUCGUACCGACGAGCUAUGCGUGGCAGGAUAAGGACGGGGUCUGGCACAAGACGUGGAGCAUCCACUUCGGUCGCGGCAGGAACAUACCCGACCCGAACCCCCAGUUCCACACUACUGUGAAGGAACGAAUGGAAGGCGCACACCUGAAAUACAGGCCGAGAGCGAAAUGGUCCGGGACUCCAGAAUAUGUCCUGGAUUAA